This is a messenger RNA of Paramecium octaurelia, 601 nucleotides long. The record is from the annotation of a GenBank genome assembly. Lineage: Eukaryota; Ciliophora; Oligohymenophorea; Peniculida; Parameciidae.
UUCAAAUUUUCAUGAACAGAAAUAAAUAACAACCUUAAAGAUAAACUGCUCCUUAAAGAAAAGCUCGUUCUGAACUCAAUGAGGAAUAGAAGCAAGAGAUUAAGGAGGCAUUUGAUUUAUUUGACACUGAUGGCACAGGAUAUAUUGAUGUCAAAGGUACGAUGUAAAUUCAUACUUUAUUAGAACUUAAGGUGGCUAUGAGAGCUUUGGGCUUCGAAACAAAAAAGGAAGAAGUCAAAUAGAUGAUUAAGGAAGUGGAUCGUGAAGGAAAAGGAGUAAUUGAAUUUCCUGAUUUUCUCGAAUUGAUGACAGUCAAAAUGGUAUCAUGGUUAAUAACUAUUUACAGGGUGAAAGGGAUCCAAGAGAAGAGAUGCUGAAAGCAUUCCGUUUGUUUGAUGAUGACAACACAGGAAAAAUCACAUUGAGAAAUUUAAAACGAGUUGCAAGAGAAUUAGGAGAAACAAUGACAGAUGAUGAAUUAUAAGAGAUGAUUGACGAAGCUGACAGAGAUGGCGACGGAGAAAUAAGUGAGGAAGACUUCAUUAGAAUAAUGAAGAAGACCAACUUAUUUUGAAAAUUAGUUAAUAUAAUUAUAUAAUAA